Messenger RNA from Drosophila persimilis, 887 nucleotides. Its product is annotated as MIT domain-containing protein 1. Bases 71 to 796 code for a protein of 241 amino acids. The transcript has 3 exons. The record is from RefSeq and is a predicted model, not a curated record. NCBI's taxonomy places the organism in Eukaryota, Metazoa, Arthropoda, Insecta, Diptera, Drosophilidae.
UAAUUUGAAUUUUAAGCCACCGGUGAACCAAUAUCCACUUAAAAGAACCUUCCACACGUGAAGUGCAAAGAUGAGCGGCGCACUGAAAGCCAAAGAACAACUGAUACGCGCUGUGGAAUGCGAUCAGAUCGGACGAAUACUGGAGGCGCAGACGCUUUACCAAGAUGGCAUCACGCAGCUCAUGUCGUUCGUGGAGACUGAACCAGAUGAGAAUAAGCGCAAGGCGUUCGUGCUCCGCAUCAAGGAGUAUAUAGAUCGGGCGGACGCCAUCAAGGCCCGCGUCAAUGGCAAGCUCAUGCUGGGCCAGGUGGUGGACCACAUAUCGAUAGAGGAGAACGACACGGGAUAUGACUACGAUCAGAUCUUUGGCAAAUACAUGGACGACAAGACCGUUGAGAUCCUGCUCGAGGAGCCCUACAUGACGCAAAACUAUCAGUAUCAAAACCUCAUACGCUUCCUGGAGCUGGCCAUCACAAACUGCAAAAACUUGAAGUAUUUCCGUUUGAUUACCAAAGAGUACUCGGAUCCAAAGAAUCCCGAUCAGCAAAAGACUAACCUGGGACAGAUAAGAGCCGACCUGGAGCGAAGGUACAUCGUUGUCUCCAUAAAAUAUGAAGACACGUUGCACGAUCGAAGAAUUUAUCUGAGCAACGGCUAUAUAAUUAAAAUCGGACGCGGAUUGCACUUUUACAAGGCGGCCAAUCCCAUGUAUUCCAUUGGCCUGGUCAACUACAAGUACCGCAAGUGCCUCCAAACAGAUGUGGACGUAUGGCGCAACAAUAGCACAGCAUCCUAGGGAAUGUCAUUCCAUUUUAAAAGACAAAGACAAGACAGAUUUUUCAUACAACACUUAAUUUUGAUAAAUAUAUCUUUCAAUUUUUUGCGAA